Messenger RNA from Saprolegnia diclina VS20, 546 nucleotides. RefSeq lists its product as hypothetical. The record is from RefSeq and is a predicted model, not a curated record. Lineage: Eukaryota; Oomycota; Saprolegniomycetes; Saprolegniales; Saprolegniaceae. The transcript is spliced from 2 exons. Bases 1 to 546 code for a protein of 181 amino acids.
AUGAACACAUCACUUGCUCCGCGAAUUGAAUGCAAAUCACUCGUCUUUAACCUGGUCUUUAACCCAAAAGAUCGGCAUGAAAUCUUUUUGGCCAGUAUCCUGGGUCCCGACGUCGUACUUCCUUUACAGAAUGCGAUCGCAGAUGCGAAUGCGCCCAAGCUUGGUCUCACCAACGCCCACGACCUUGUCCGCGCCGCGAUUGGCGUCUUCCAUGCUAUCUCGGUGCGCAAGAUGACGAUUUUCGACGUCGAGACGGUCAUGUCGAUGGAGCACGCGUCGAUGCUGGGUCACGCUUUGGUAGUGUGCAACUACGUGGCGCUCGCCGAGCUCUUUAUUGGCGACGUCGCCACUCCGAGGAGCGCGAUGUGGUCCGUGAUGAAGCUGUUACGCCGGCAGUAUGUAGGCGCCCCCGCACUCGUCAUUCAGCAGUGCUUGGCCGCGUACGGCUGGAUGGCGCUGCACGCGGCUAUGCUCCGGCUCAUCCAGCGCUGGAUUACAUGCGGUGUGGACUCGUGGCACCAAGUGCUGACCCGCACGCCGCAGUGA